Mercenaria mercenaria is the source of this 2432-nucleotide messenger RNA. Its product is annotated as microsomal glutathione S-transferase 3-like. Gene Ontology annotation, cellular component: endoplasmic reticulum; membrane; nuclear envelope. The transcript has 7 exons. Gene Ontology annotation, molecular function: glutathione transferase activity; glutathione peroxidase activity. Lineage: Eukaryota; Metazoa; Mollusca; Bivalvia; Venerida; Veneridae. Bases 187 to 636 code for a protein of 149 amino acids. The record is from RefSeq and is a predicted model, not a curated record.
AUACACCCUGGCAAAGAGGCUAUUUGUAAUGAAUAUGCAUGAGUCCAAGAUGGCGGCACCCUACUGGAAUUCGGAUGCCUUUGAUGAUACCCUUGUAUCCAGUACCUGCUCAGUCAAGUGUGACACGUUCACCAUAAGUGUUCCUUCCCUUGAGAAGGAACAAUAAAAUCCAGCUUAUCUGUGACAAUGGCUGGCAUGUCAAAGUUCGUUGAAAGUUUGCCAGAGGAUUACGGUUAUGUUGUAUUGACUGGAGUUGGCAGUGUAGUUUUGAACAUAUGGAUGGCAAUGAAUGUAGGCAAGGCCAGAAAACAGUACGAAGUGAAGAUCCCACAGAUGUACCAUCCUGAGCCAAAUCAUAUCUUCAACUGCAUCCAGAGAGUGCAUCAAAACACUGUGGAAGGCAGCUCCUUCUUCCUGUUUUUACUCAUGACAAGUGGACUUCAGUACCCAAAAUGUUCAGCGGCAGCAGGUGUUUUUGGCUUAGUGGGUAGAGUAGCGUAUGCCUUGGGUUACUAUACUGGUGAUCCAGAGAAGAGACGUUGGGGAGGAUUUGGUCAUCUCGCAACACUAGUCUUACUUGGAGGAUCUGUUUCACUUGCAUUCCAUCAGCUGGGAUGGUGGCCAUGCAAAAACUAAACUGGGCCAAGAUUACCACCGAAUGUAUCACAAGUACCCAAGAAACCACGUUGAUUUACUGUAAUAAAUAAUUAUUAUGCAUUCAUAUACUUUUUCAUUUAUUUUGCAGUUCACAAAAUAUGAAUAUUUUUGGUGAUAUAUAUAAUGUUUUUAUAGCCUUUAUAAAGGUUUCUCAUUCAGUUUAUGAGCAAAGAGCAAAACGGGGAAACUGAAAGUAAUCUUACACACAUUUUUUGGCACUAUAAUUGUAAUUUCAUUGAAAUUUUGAUACUUAUUACUAGCUUAGCGCAAAGUAGGAAAUGAUAGCUUUUGCUUCGAAAAUGAUUCAUAUGCAUGUUGAUAAGCACAUUUUUAGCAAAGUAGUUUAAGAACAAAAUGUUAUAUAUAAGAAUUGAUUUAUCCUGGUUAAAGUAUUUGUGAAGUUGUCCUGUUCUUUUUUUGCUACAAAAUCUUCGUAUUUCAUAGAUGUUUACAUAUUUUGUCUUACAUUUACUAAGAAACUAUAUGUUCAAACUGAUUUUAUGUUGACAUAGAAUAAUUAUUAGAUCAAGGUGAGACUGGAUCCCCACUAAACGGGGAAUAUCAAUUUAGGUCUGCUUGGGAAACAACUUAAAUUUUAUAUGCUUUUUAAACAGGAUAUUUGUAAACAUGUUUUUUUUUAUUAAAUCAUGUACUAAAUAUUAGAUUAGGUAUGUCCCUUAAUGGGGAACUAUUUUCAAAUUUGCAAAAGCACAAAGAACUAUGUAUAUGUAGGGCAAUAAGUUAUCAUUUACAUUCAGAUUUGUAACAUUAAAUGUUUUACUGGUAUCCAAAUUGUUACAGAUCUUCAGGUCAUUUCUAUUAUCAUUCUUUAUAGUGAAUUUUGAGUACCAUUUCAACUGACGAUGCUGCAGCAUGUUCAUUUUUAUGGUUUCAAUAUGAAUAUUGUUUAAAUUUUAGCUUGUUGAAAAGUUUGUUUUUAUGCCCCCGAAGGGAGGCAUAUAGUUUUUGAACCGUCUGUCGGUCUGUCCGCAAUUUUCGUGUCCGGUCCAUAUCUUUGUCAUCGAUGGAUGGAUUUUCAAAUAACUUGGCAUGAAUGUGUACCACAGUAAGACGACGUGUCGCGCGCAAGACCCAGGUCCGUAGGUCAAAGGUCAAGGUCACAGUUAGACAUAAAAGGAUAGUGCAUUGAUGGGCGUGUACGGUUCAUAUCUUUGUCAUCGAUGGAUGGAUUUUCAAAUAACUUGGCAUGAAUGUGUAGCACAGUAAGACGACGUGUCGCACGCAAGACCCAGGUCCGUAGCUCAAAGGUCAAGGUCACACUUAGACGUUAAAGGAUAGUGCAUUGAUGGGUGUGUCCGGUCCAUAUCUUUGUCAUCGAUGGAUGGAUUUUCAAAUAACUUGGCAUGAAUGUGUACCACAGUAAGACGACGUGUCGCGGGUAAGACCCAUGUCCGUAGCUCAAAGGUCAAGGUCACACUUAGACAUUAAAGGUCAUUUUUCAUGAUAGUGCAUUGAUGGGUGUGUCCGGUCCAUAUCAUUGUCAUUCAUGCAUGGAUUUUAAAAUAACUACGCAUGAAUGUGUGACACAGUAAGACGACGUGUCGUGCGCAAGACCCAGCUCCGUAGGUCAAAGGUCCUAAACUCUAACAUCGGCCAUAACUAUUCAUUCAAAGUGCCAUCGGGGGCAUGUGUCAUCCUGUGGAGACAGCUCUUGUUUUAAAUAUACUGAUGUAUUACCAGCAUUAUAUACAAGACCUCUAGUAUGACAAUUGUAAACAGUAUUCAGGGUAAUAAAAUAAAGUCAGUGUUGUAAA